AUGUUCCCGUACCCAAGUGGCACCCUCCACCUUGGCCACCUUCGAGUCUAUACCAUUGCCGAUGUGGUUGCUCGAUAUCACACCCUCAAGGGUGACAAAGUUAUGUUGCCAAUGGGCUGGGAUGCCUUUGGUUUGCCCGCAGAGAAUGCUGCCCUCGAGAGAGGCGCUCCACCUGGAGACUGGACCAAAACCAACAUUGCGAAAAUGAAGAGUCAGUUGGAUGUAAUGAAUGGAAGCUGGGACUGGUCGCGCGAAUUGGCCACGUGCGACCCUGAAUUCUAUAAACAUACGCAAAAGCUAUUUUUGAUGCUCUACGAGGCUGGUCUAGCAUAUCAGGCCGAAGCCGAAGUCAACUAUGACCCGAUAGACAAGACAGUAUUGGCUAAUGAACAGGUAGAUGCAAACGGCUUCUCGUGGAGGUCAGGCGCCAAGGUUGAAAAGAAGAAAUUGAAGCAAUGGUUCUUUCGCAUAUCCGAGUAUAGCGAACAUCUCCUGAAGGAUCUCGACAGCUUGGCCAAAGACGGUGCGUGGCCCGAGCAUGUUAUUUCUCAGCAGAAAAAUUGGCUAGGAAAGUCGACCGGUGCUUUGGUCAAAUUCCCCAUCAUGGCCGUCGGUCAUGAGGUUGGUGCCGCCAUCGAAGUGUUUACUACUCGACCUGAUACCUUGUUCGGAGUUCAGUAUAUUGCUCUCGCUUCUGAUCAUCCUGUAGUGGCUCAGCUAGCAAAGAAAGAUCCGGAGCUGCAAGCGUUUCUCGACACCCUUCCUGGCCUGCCUCUAGAUUCUAAAGUUGGGUAUUUGCUACCACACAUCCGCGGUAUCAACCCUUUAGCUUAUCAUGACGAUACCCCCGAAGCUACCAAGGAAUCGCUGCCCAUCUAUGUAGCCUCAUAUGUAUUGGGUGACUACGGCGAAGGGGCUGUUAUGGGAGUUCCUGGCCAUGAUACACGGGAUCAUGCUUUCUGGCGAAAGCACAACGUCGAGCAGCCCGUGCGAAUUGUGCUGGCCGCGUCUGAGGAUGAGUCAACAACGACCUUUGACAAUGAACCCGAGCCAUUUGUCCACCACGGCUAUAUGACGGAGCAUAGUGGAAUCUUCAAGGGCAAGCACUCCAAAGAAGCAGGCGAGAUGAUGAUUCGCAUGCUCGAGGCAGCGGGCCUUGCCACUCCUACCACGAAAUGGCGGUUAAGAGACUGGCUCAUCAGCCGCCAGCGGUACUGGGGCGCUCCCAUACCCAUCGUUCACUGCGAUUCCUGCGGCUCUGUGCCUGUGCCAGACGAGCAGCUGCCUGUCCUGCUACCCGAGGUAGAUAACCAUUGGGCACAAGGUAAGGCAGGCAAUCCUCUGGAAUCGUCUUCCGAUUUCGUCAAGACCGAGUGUCCCAAAUGUAACGGCCCAGCCCGGAGAGAUACCGAUACUAUGGAUACGUUUGUCGACUCAAGCUGGUAUUACGCUCGCUUUGCUGAUCCCAACAACCCAAAUGAGCUCUUCUCUACCGAAGCUGCCAAAUCGCUUCCGGUGGAUAUUUACAUUGGAGGCGUUGAACAUGCCAUUCUACAUCUCUUGUAUGCACGGUUCAUUUACAAAUUCCUAGCCACCACUCCACUUCUUCCCCAAUAUUCCGAAUCGGAAGCCAUGUCUGCCGAGCCAUUCAAGCGCCUCAUCACCCAAGGCAUGGUCCACGGCAAGACAUAUAUCGACCCCGAGAACGGCAAAUUCCUCAAGCCAAACGAGGUAGACCUGUCAGAUCCUUUGGAGCCCCGAGUCGUAGCCACGGGUGCUCCUGCGACGAUAGCUUUUGAGAAGAUGUCCAAGUCAAAAUAUAAUGGAGUAGACCCCACCGAGUUUACAUCCAAGUACGGCGUCGACCCUACCCGAGCUCAUAUGCUCUUCCAAGCUCCUGUCGCAGAUGUCCUUAACUGGGACGAAUCCAAGAUUUCCGGGGUUACGCGAUGGCUGCAGAAGCUCCACGAUCAGGUUGUAGCGCUGGCGAAAUCGCCUGAGGAAUCGCUGCCGGCAAAGGAAUAUUUCGCCGCACGACCCCCUCUGAGUGUUAGCAAAUCGAACAAGCUAACUGUGGCAGAGAAAGAGGAAGUGUUGAAACGCGAUUCCGAGUCGGCUCUUUGGCGCGAGACGCAGAAGAAGAUUGAAUCUAUCACGCGGAGCUAUGAAAAGAUAUACUCACUCAAUGUGGUCGUGUCAGAUUUGAUGACUCUCACAAACGAGUUGGUUCAGUACAAGACAGCAGAUGAAGGCAUCCGGCGACAGACGGCCGACACCAUCAUCCGCCUCAUGGCACCCAUCACGCCCGCCUUUGCAGAGGAGUGCUGGAGUCUCCUGCACCCAUCCAAGGGCUCCAUCUUCGAGUCCACCAGCUUCCCCGUGCCAGACGGCAGUCUAGCGAUGCUCAAGGCGGAGUAUAUCAACUGCGCCGUGCAAGUGAACGGCAAGCUUCGCGGCACGGUGACCAUCCCGCGUCCAUCAAGCGACUUGAAAGGCGAUGCUCUACGUGACUGGAUAGUGGAUGCGAUUUUGGAGACGGAAGAUGGAAAGAGUCGGUUUGGUGAAGGCGGAUAUAACGUGCGGUCAGCUAGGAGGACGAUCCCGGUGGACGGGGGAAAAGUUAUCAACUUUGUAAUAUAG
Molecule: messenger RNA, 2640 nt
Organism: Trichoderma asperellum CBS 433.97
Lineage: Eukaryota; Fungi; Ascomycota; Sordariomycetes; Hypocreales; Hypocreaceae
Gene: LEU5
Product: coenzyme A transporter
Biological process (GO): leucyl-tRNA aminoacylation; mitochondrial translation
Cellular component (GO): mitochondrion
Molecular function (GO): aminoacyl-tRNA deacylase activity; ATP binding; leucine-tRNA ligase activity
Source: RefSeq, a predicted model, not a curated record